Molecule: messenger RNA, 2629 nt
Organism: Triplophysa rosa
Lineage: Eukaryota; Metazoa; Chordata; Actinopteri; Cypriniformes; Nemacheilidae
Gene: xrcc1
Product: X-ray repair complementing defective repair in Chinese hamster cells 1
Exons: 18
Coding region: 162-1994 (610 amino acids)
Biological process (GO): base-excision repair; double-strand break repair via nonhomologous end joining; single strand break repair
Cellular component (GO): nucleus
Molecular function (GO): damaged DNA binding
Source: RefSeq, a predicted model, not a curated record
CAUGUGUUGUGUAUUGAGAGGGAGUUUGGAUCCUUGCUCGUGGAUCGCGGGAAUUAAAAGGUUGUUUUCGUAUAAAACAGUGAUCGGAAAACUACAGCAGCGGGUUUGGACUUCGUCUUCGGGUUUGAUGACACCUCAGACGUGCGUUUAAUUUGAAGAACAUGCCUGAAAUCAAACUCAAGCAUGUUGUGUCCUGCAGCAGUGAGGAUCAUACUCACAAGGCGGACAACCUCUUGAGCUCUGACACUUACAGAAAGUGGAAAGCUGUAAAACCCGGAGAGAAGCAGAUUUCAGUGAUUCUUCAAUUUGAAAAGGAAGAGCAGAUUCACAGUAUAGAUAUUGGCAAUGAAGGUUCUGCUUUCAUUGAGGUCCUCGUCGGACAUUCCACGUCAGUCAAAGAUCAAGAUUUUGAGGUUCUGUUGGUCACGUCGUCGUUCAUGUCCCCGACAGAGAGCCGGAACGGCACAAACACAAACAGAGUGCGCUUCUUCGGCCCAAGCCAGCUGGUGAAGGCUACGGCACAGGAGAAAUGGGACCGAGUGAAAGUUGUGUGCACUCAGCCGUACAGCAAGACAAUGGCUUAUGGAAUCACCUUUAUAAAGUUUCACUCGCCGCCGGACGGCAGUGAAGAAGCGGCCACAUAUCCAGCUAAACUAACCAAACUGGGUCAGUUCCGGGUCAAAGACGAGUCCCCGUCGUCCAGCUCCAAUAUUCAGCCCGGCAGUCUGUUCUUCAGCCGAGAGAGCUCCUCUAAACCUUCCACGGGCCUUAAAGCGUCUCCUCAGAACGUCAAGCUGAGUUACGCAGCGGCCGCUCUGAAGACUGAAGGUCCAUCUGCUCAGAGUUCCAACAGCACCGCAUCACAGCAGGCUCCUGUAAAGAGAAAGUUUGAGUUCAGUAAAGAGCGUCUGGAUGCCCCGGGUCCCCCGUCCAAACGUCCCACUGGCUCAUCUGAACCCAGCUCGACGACACCCAAAUCUAAAGCAAGAACCAGUCUGAGUCCCAGCAGUAAACCUUCUCCAGGCCAGAAGACAGAAGAAACGAAGAAAGAGAGCCCUAAAUCCAAGCCAGAAGCAAAAGCCAAAUCCAAGAGUAAAGCUGCAGAACCGGUGGCUUUGAAUCGUGUCAUGGAGGGGGUGGUGUUUGUUCUGAGCGGCUUUCAGAACCCUUUCCGUGGAGAGCUGAGGGAUAAAGCGCUGGCCAUGGGAGCUCGAUACCGACCCGACUGGACCUCAGACUCCACACACCUCAUCUGUGCGUUCUCCAACACACCCAAAUACAGUCAGGUGAAAUCAGCCGGAGGAAUCAUCGUCAGGAAAGAGUGGGUACUCGACUGUCACAAACGAAAAGACAAGAUCGCACACAAACGGUAUCUGAUGGACGGAGCCGAGUCCAGUUCAGAGAGUGAUGCAGAAGAAGAGGAGAGUGAAGCGGAAACGGAGCGAGCGAAAACUCCAGAAAAGAGACAUGUGACCUCACAAAAGCAGCCAAUCAAGAAAGAGGAGGAUGAGUACGGAGGUUCAACCGAUGCAGAAGCCCCAGAGGAGGUGGAGGAGGACUCUGGCAUGGACACUGAGGAUGAGCUGAACAGGGUGGAGAUGGAGAGGAAGAGGAAAGGAAGCGUCGCUGACGUUAAAGACGAAGAUCCGUACGGCGGCUCCACUGAUGAGAACACAGACGCUGAGCAAGAGGAGGAUAAACCCAUCCCUGAACUGCCAGGUUUCCUGACAGGAAAGUUCUUCUAUCUGUACGGCACGUUUCCCGACAACCAGAAGAGACAACUUCAGCGGUACAUCAUCGCCUUCAACGGAGCUGUUGAAGACUACAUGAGCCAGAAGGUUCAGUUUGUCGUCACCAGUCAAGGAUGGGAUGAAUCCUUCGAGGAUGCUCUGACGGAAAAUGGAAAUCUGUGCUUUGUGAAGCCGUCCUGGAUACUGGCCAUCAACGACAGACAGAAGAUGUUGCCCUAUCAGCCCCACACUGUUGUACCUUAAGAAAGAUUAGCAUGUGUUGUAGAUUCCAGCUGUCUCAAGCCCCUCCCAUCAUUUACUCCUCCUUUGUUCGUCGCUUUCUUCUUUGUUGAACAGACUGUCUGAGUCGCUCUUAAAAUGAAAUGUGAUGGUGAUUUUUGUAUGGUCUUCUAAACAUCUCUCUUUGUGUUUCAUUCAGGAACUUUAUGAUAAUCUGUCAGCAAACGUCAACAUACGUCACGUGAUUCAGACUAAACCGCAGCUGAGAUUAAAGACGCGCUGAUUAAUAUUCAUGAGCGCUUCACCAGCCGUCCAGAAGUGCAUUUGAUAAGCUGUUAUGAAUCCUUUUAAAUAUUCAUUUUUACAGUCUUGGAUCAGAACACGUUCAUUCAUAUUCAUAUGCGAAGUGAAUUAUUGAUAGCUGCUCUAUGUUCAUACUGGUUGCCCUCAUUAGUCGCUAUAAACCCCAGACCUGUUUCAACAUCUGUAGGCGUGUCUUUACGAUGAAUAUUCAUAAUGUCCUUGCUCAUGAAUGACAUCUUUAGAAGAAAAGCGCAUUCUCAUUGUUGUGUUUUUUCAAUGUCCUAAAAGUAUUUAAUAUGUUUCUGGCCUCAUUGUGUUUGUUUUGGAUUCUCUGUAGAUUCUCUUUGUUUUCUUGG